Messenger RNA from Gigantopelta aegis, 2478 nucleotides. RefSeq lists its product as uncharacterized. The record is from RefSeq and is a predicted model, not a curated record. The transcript is spliced from 10 exons. Lineage: Eukaryota; Metazoa; Mollusca; Gastropoda; Neomphalida; Peltospiridae. The coding region runs from base 192 to 1541 and encodes 449 amino acids.
UUAUGAUGGAGACCAUUUCGUACAUUUUAUUUAGUUUUAUUGAUUAAACGAAGUUACAUUUCAAAUACUACACUUUCAUGUUUAUAUACUGUGUAACGAAAACCUCUCAUCCACAAGUAUUGUAUUAUUUGGCGACGUCCGAGUGUGACAAGAUAAUACCUGUUGAUAUAAAAUCCCUUUAAGUUUAAAGAAUGGAAGGUGUCGACCCCCGGAAAAAUGGGUCGGGUCAUCGUGAAUCAACAGCUGAGGAUGCUAGUAGAACUGAACAUGAGGUCAGCAGAGACAGCCAUACCAGUCGGCAGUCAAUUAAUGUCAAACUCCCAUCAGCGAGCUCAGAUCGACAUGAUGGCCAUUCUCCCGACCGACUUUCAGAUCUAUACAUUCAUAACUUGGGUCACAUGACCCCAGACAGGUUCUCUGCAUCACUGGACAGACAUGAUCUCAGUCAACCGCAGCCACCACCUGCCAGUCGCCAGAGUCAGAAAACAUUGUCGCCAUCGCCAACACGAAGCUUGAGGCAUGGGCUACGGAAUCAGAGAGAACUGAUGAGACAGGUGGCAGCGUCUGUCAUUGAGCGGACUUGGAUUGCGUACCGGGACAGACGGAUGUUUUGUCUCUUCAAACACGCGGUCUGUGCAGCGGAGAGUUCCUUGUCACUUGGAAUACUGCGUAAAGUGUGUCCAAGGGAAGCUAAAUUUCUUGACGACAAAUGCUUGUCUAUUAAAGUCAGAUUUAGAUUUGGAGGUUCAGAGUUCCCUCCCCUGAUAUACUUCAAGAUCUUCCACAGUACAGACGGCAAAGGCUUGAAAUACCUCAGUGGCAGAAAGAUGAUCAAACCAGCUUCCGACGCAGCAGAAGACUCGCUAAGGUUGAUGGGAAAUCGUCUUUUCUACGAACAAAUGCUACAGGAUGCUCUUCGUCAGAAACAGUGUCCCGUUGCAGAUGAAGUCGAUGUCACGACCCUCAAAGAUUACAUGCUGUACCUGUCCAAUCUGGAUGAGACUCCAGCAUACAUGGGUGGUAGAGAGAACUACUGGAGGAAGCUGACAUUAGAUGAUCUGUCUCGUCGGACGAUAUUUUACGACAUCGUUGAUUACGCCUACAACAACGUGAUGACCCCGAGACUGAAAGAUGAAAUUCCACUGCUUGUGACAAGGCCGGUCACUCAGGAGAUUCAGUUACAACACAUCCGCAGUAUUUCUGCACCAAGAAUACCUCCUGUGCCGGCACCCACACCAGGCAGAGUGAGGGAGUCGGGUUUAAAUAUUAACAACAGUGAGUUGUCCAGUAGCAGACGGUCGCGCAAGGCGAGACUGCGAGCGUCGAAAAUGAGGAAAAUGUACGGCCUGGACAAGGAUGUGGAGCGUGAAGGGGACUCUGGGAAUGUUUUUUCGGCCAGCGCUCAGAACGAAGACAGGUACGAAGCUGACCCCGACGAAUACCUGGAGCAGGAGGGAAGCAAGCUGUACGAGUGGACACAGGAGCUGUCCUUCAACGAUGACAUCGUCGCAACACCACGGCCAGUCAUAUCCACGUCAUGACACUGCAUGCGCAUACACAGAGAGGGAGAAACACACUUGUUGAAGAGUUUUUUAUAUGACUAAAAUGUUUACGUAUUCAAUACGUUUUCUAGUUGGGAAUAUUGAUGUCUGUUUUGAGUGACAUUGGGUAUCUAGUUCAACUCUACUUCCAGGCAUCGCCAGUGAUGUCCAUGUUGCAGUACUGUACUCGCGUAGAGAGAGAAACACACGUUGAAGAGUUUGCUGCCCUUGUUACAAGCUUUUAAGACCAACAGAAUCCUUUUUUAUGACUAAACUGUUUACAUAUAUUAUUCAAUACGUUUUCGUCUUGGGAAUAUUGAAGUCUGUAUUUACAUUGUAUAUCUAGUCGGCUUAAUGUUUGUAAUAGCUCAAUCUUCAGUCUACUCUUGAGGGUUAUACAAAAACAAAAACUCAUUUCAUUUUCGCCUUGCCCAUCAUGAGCACAUAAAUGUCUUCAAUUUAAUGUGCAAAUUUUACUUGCCCAAACGAAAUGAUGGUUGUCACUUUUUUUUCCAGAGGUCUGCAUGUGUAUUUUUCAUCCAUACAAUAUUAUUGUGAAAUAAAAAAUCUUGUUUGAGCAACAGCAAGCAUUAGUGUGGCAAGAAGCACUUUGUUUAUACAGACACUGAUACUCUAAACAAAAAAUUGUAUAUAAUAUAUACUUUUAGUCAUUAAAAGGGCUCUUCUAGUCGGGGAAACAUGUUACAGUGGCAACAAUGGAUGGACGGUUUCUUUAAUGUGUGAACAUCAGACUAUAGUAUGUGAUAGUGAGACCAACUUAAAGGCAUACUCUCACAGAUUUAAGGUUCAGAUUUCUCUAAAAAUGGAUAAGUAAAAAUUACAUUAAUUAUUAGAAACCAAAUCUAGCUAUCACAUCACCGUAACUGAACCAUGAUGGAGUGAAAUCCAUGUCAUCCCUCUCGACAAUUUUAGUUUU